AUACUGGAACAUUAUCAGUUCUAACCGACAAGAUGCAACGAGUAGUGUUGUGUUCCCUGGCCGCCGUGCUUCUGGCGUUCGUCGCUGAAUCGUCAGCGCAGCGUUUCAUCCAGCCGACCUACAGGCCGCCGCCUCAACGACCACCGAAGAUAUACAGACUGCGAAGAGAUGCAGGCGAACCGCUAUGGCUGUACCAAGGUGAUGAUGUCCAGCGAGCCCCAGCCACCGGCGACCAUCCUUACCUUCCGCCAAACAUCGACGACAUCCAUCUAGACCCCAACACCAGAUACGCUCGCAGCGUUGACUCUCCUAGCGCUAAGCGUGGAGGAGGCAGCCACAGCACCUCCAGUGGAAGCAGGGACACUGGCGCCACGCACCCCGGGUACAAUCGCCGCAACGCCCGAAGCAUAAGAUUCGACCCCAUCUCCCCGCUGCCGUCCCCGACUUUCCCUAAACCAUUCGACCCGUUCAACCCCCGGCCUGUUUCGCCCACCAGACCCUUCCCCUUGUACGCGAGAAGCAGAAGAGAUAUCCAGUUCCCGCAAAAGCCGAAGCACCAUGACAUCGUUCUUACCGGGUGGAACCCCAACGCUCGCGUCCAGCCUUGGCAGAAAAUUAGGGUUAGGGCGUAGUUAAGAUAAUUGUGUUAAUAAGACAGUUGCAUUGUAAUGUAACUAGUUAAAUUGUAUAUAGCACUUGAUUGUGAUGUUAUUUUUACCAAAUAUAUUUAUUAUUUUAAAUACUA
Messenger RNA from Ostrinia nubilalis (European corn borer), 745 nucleotides. RefSeq names its product lebocin-4-like (gene Leb3). The transcript has a single exon. The coding region runs from base 33 to 632 and encodes 199 amino acids. The record is from RefSeq and is a predicted model, not a curated record. Lineage: Eukaryota; Metazoa; Arthropoda; Insecta; Lepidoptera; Crambidae.